Messenger RNA from Tetrahymena thermophila SB210, 4017 nucleotides. RefSeq names its product kinesin motor catalytic domain protein. The transcript is spliced from 17 exons. NCBI's taxonomy places the organism in Eukaryota, Ciliophora, Oligohymenophorea, Hymenostomatida, Tetrahymenidae. The record is from RefSeq and is a predicted model, not a curated record. Gene Ontology annotation, molecular function: microtubule motor activity; microtubule binding; ATP binding. Gene Ontology annotation, biological process: microtubule-based movement.
AUGAAGAACAAUAAUAGAUCUAAAUCUCCUAUUAAUGGAGGAGGAAGUACUUAUUCGUAAGGAAGUGUACAUAAAAAAUCAUAGCAAUAACAAUCAUCUGUAUAAUAGUAAUAGGACUCAUCUUAUUCAAUAUAAAUUUCUGUGCGUAUGAGACCUCUGCUUUAGGAUUUUGAAGAUGAAGUCUCUUGGAUAGUUGAUAAAUAAAAUAAAAGUAUACAAAGCCAAACCCAAAAGAACUUAGCUUAGUCGAUGAAUGGAAAUUCUAAUUUAUUAGCAGAAUCUACUUCACUAACUCCAACAAAUGGUUAGUAGGGAAAAGGAAAAUUAAUGACAAUGUCAACAAUGAGCUAAGAUUAACUUGCCAUAAUGAGGAGGAGAUAUGCAGAUGCGUAUUACAAUUACUCUUUUAACUUUGAUCAAGUAUUUAGUCCUUAAGAAAGCACAGAAUCUAUAUACAAUUCAAGCUGCAAAAAUAUUGUUUACAGUGUUUUAGAUGGAUACAACAGUACAAUCUUUAUGUAUGGCUAGACAACAUCAGGUAAAACUUUUACGAUGCUAGGAGAUAUGGACAAUCCAGGUGUGCUUCCUUACUCUCUUCAUGAUAUUUUUGAUGAAAUAGAAAAGAGAAAAAAGGAGCAGGAGGUUGAAUAUCAAGUGCUAGUUAGCUAUAUAGAAAUUUACAAUGAGUAGAUUAACGAUCUUAUAAAUCCUGGAAUGACCAACUUAAGAAUUCAUGAUGACCCAAAAAUUGGACCUAUUGUUUAAGGAAUGAAGCAAUGUGAAGUUACUAAUUUUAAUGAAGCUAUUAUUUUAAUGAGGUUUGGAGAAGAGCAUCGUUGUUACAAGGAAAAGAAUAUACAUGAACACUCUUCCAGAUCCCACACAAUAUUUUAGUUAAAAGUCCUUUCUAAGAGUAAAAAAGAAAAUAACUAAUAUUCCACCAAAGCAGCUGUUUUAAAUCUAGUGGAUCUUGCUGGUUCAGAAAGGCUUCAUGAAGAAGACUCUAAAAGUGGUAACAAUGAAGAAACAGGUUUCAUAAAUAAAAGUCUAUUUGUGCUUUCUAAUGUCAUAAACAAGCUUGCUGAAGGAAAAUCAAAUAAAUACAUUCCUUUUAGAGAUUCGAAACUAACUAGAUUCCUUUCAAAUGCGCUUGGUGGCAAUUCUAUGACAGCUAUUAUUUGCACUAUUUCUCCAGCUGCUAUGAAUUUCUAUCAAACACUAAGUACCUUGAGAUUUGCUACGAGGGCAAAAAAGGUUUACACUACUCCUGUUGUUAAUGAAAUUAAACAUCCAAGAGAUAUUGGUGAGAUUAAUAAAGAGAUUGAUGAACUUAAUUAACGUCUUAUAGCUAAGAAUACUGAAAUAGAAAUGAUGUAGAAAGAUAAGAUUUUCUUAGAAAACACUUUAGUGGAGUCAACAAAAUAAAUUAAUUUACUAAAUAAGGAAAUUAAAAAAAUAAAAUCUAAAUAAAAUUUGGAAGAUGAUUAUUCGCUGCAAUACUAGCAGCUAUUAAAUGAUAAUAAUUUUAUUGAUAUUUUAGCAUAAAGAGUGGAAUUAUUUUUGUGGGAUGAUUACAAUUUAAGCACUAAUAAUUCGAGAGAUGAAGACUAUUCAGACUUAGAAGAUGAGAAAAUGAAGAAAAAAAACAAAUAAAUAGAUGAAGACGACAGAAAUAUCGGUUCUAAAUUGAAGGACAAUAUUAAAGAGAAUUUCGAGUAAUGUCAUGCUGAGUGGAGCAAAAUGCAAUAAAAACUUGUAAAUCGUUAUAAAUAAGAUGUUUAAAAUUUAUAGAUGAAGUACAAAGACGAAAUAAAAAAUAUGAGCAGAUUUUACAUGAAAGAAACAAAGUAAAACGAAAAAGAACUCGAGGAUAUUAUUUAAAACAGAGACGAACUUAAAAUGAUAAAAACUUUAGAAAAGCAGAUUGAAAAAAAAAUAGAUAACAAUACUAUUUUCAAUGGAAUAGCUGUUAAUAUAAUUUUAGAUCCUCAACUGCCUAUUGAGUUAGAUACAGCUGAGGAAAUAGAGUAAUAUGCAGUCAAUGUAAAAGCUGCCUAUUAAGAAGCUUCUUAAUCAUUGGAAUAAAAGUUUAAAGACUAUAAAUCUCUCCUUUCUAACAUUUGCAAGACACAGAUAAAAUACUUCGCUUAAUCAAGUAGCAAUCAUAAUCAUUUAAAUAAUAAAAAUUAUGUAAAUGAUAAUAAUAAGCUAUCGUCAAGUAUAUAAAAGUUAACUUCUAGACAUUCUGAAAUGCUUCAAAAAUUGACAGUUCUUUUUUCAAAUAAAUCAUCCAUACUCGAAUCUGUUUAUAUUCAGGUUUGUUAAAAUUUAGAUAUUAAUCCAGGAUAGAUUUUCUUACCAACAACGAGAUCAGCUACAAGCACAUCAUAGUUUUCUAAUAUUACUGAUAAUAGGGUUCCAUUUGCAGACUAAAGUUCAGUAGCAAAUAUCUUAAAAUAAAAUUACUCAAAGUACCCUCCAUCCUACGCAGUCAAUAGCAUUUAAGGAGAUAAGUAAAUAAUAAAUAACACUCCAAAAUUUGAAGAAUUUCUUUCCAACAAAAGACAAAUCACAAAUAAACAAAUCACAGAUUUUCUUGAUUUAGAGGAGUUCUCUUCAAUUUCUGAGAGAGAAAAUCAUUAGGUUCAUUAAAAGAAUGGUUCAAUGGAAUAUAACAGAUCAUAUUAACAUUAAAAUUAAUCUUCUAUCCUCUAAAAAAAAUAAUAGAGUACUUUCGAUUAGCUAAAAUCAAAACCUGAUGGUUCUAUUAUUACUUUUGCAUGGGGUUCUGGCAAGGAUGGAAGAUUGGGAUUAGGUACUGAUAGAGGAGAAAGCAAUCCAACGAUGCUAAAUAGCCAAUAAUUCAUAUAUUUAUCUUGUGGUUAUUAUCACACUGCAGGAAUAACUGAAAAAGGAGAAUUAUAUCUUUGGGGAAAAGGUAAUAGUGGUUAACUAGGUAAUUCUAGUUUUAAUAGCUCAAAAGUUCCUAUCUUAGCGAACAUCCCACAAACUAUACCCAUAGUAUAGGUAGUAUGUGGAUGGUAGCAUAGCAUGGCUUUAUCUUCAAGUGGAUAAGUUUAUUCUUGGGGAUUAGGAGAAGAAGGAUAAUUAGGGCAUAAUGACAUGGAAACCCUUAAUACUCCUAAAAUGAUAGAAUAUUUUUCUUAAUAGGCCAAACAAAUUAAAUAUAUUUCCUGUGGGCAUUCUCAUUCUGCCGCCAUUUCAGAAGAAGGAGAUUUAUACACUUGGGGUUGCAACUAUGACUAUAGACUAAUGAUAAAUGAAAAUAAAAAUUAAUAUAAGCCUGUUCUCACAUAGUUACAUUAUCUCAAGGAGAUUUACUAAAAAAGUGGAUAAGAUAUUUCUUAAAAGUUUAAUGUUUAAUUAGUUUCAUUAGGAGUUAACCACACAGCUGUUAUAACAGUUGAUGGUAGUGUCUAUACUGCUGGUUUAGGUAAUCAUGGAGAACUUGGAAUCAUUUUGAAUGAAUCAGUUCCUAACACAGAUAUAAUAAGAGAUAUAGUAUGUUAACAAAAUAGUAAUAAUGUAGAAGAGCGAUGCUGUUAUUUACAUAAAGUUUAAACUUUUGGCGAGGAAAAUAAAGCAAUAGAUAUCGCAUGUGGCUAUGAAUUCACUAUUGUAUUAAAUGCAGAAGGGACAGUUUACUAAUUUGGUAAAAAAAUUUCUCAAGGACCUGAUUUUAUAGGAACUAAGCAGGAAAUUCAAGAUUAUGUAACAAAAGAUUCAUAAAAUGUCACUCCUUAAAUUAUGUAUGAGUUUGGAAAUAUCCGAGUACAACAAAUUGCUGCUGGAAAAAACCACAUUGCAAUAAUAACUGAAAAUGGAGAAUUGUAUACUUGGGGGAAAAAUUUCUAUGAUAAACUAGAUAUGGGGGACGAUAAACAUGAAAGCAACAAACCUGUUAAAUUAUUUGAAGGAAUUAAUAACUUGCAAUGUAUUUAAGUAUCUUGUGGUGAAUUUCAUUCUGUUUGCUUAAAUAAGUGUUAAAAAAAGUGA